AUGAAUGAAUUCGAGAAAUUUAAACGCCAAAUUUCAUUGUGGGGAAAAGAACAUCAGGAAAUUUUAAUGAGUAGUUAUAUUUAUUUUUUGGGAAGCGGAUUAAUUAUUUUUGAAAUUUCCAAAGGCUUAAUCCUGAGCGGGAUAAAUAACUUAACAAUAAUAGACGAUCAAAAGAUAUGUGAAAAUGAUUUAAAAUAUUACAUGUUUUAUAAUUCAAGUAAAAUAAAUGAAUAUAUAUGUAAUAUAAUAAAAGAAAAUUUGUUAAACAUAAAUAAAAAUGCUAUUAUUAAAUGUAUUAUUAAUAACCCUAUUGAAUAUUUUUAUAAAAAUAUAAUAAAUGAUGAUAAUUAUGAUAUAUUAAUAUGUAAUUUGUCUGUAAAAAAUAAUUUAAAGAUUGAAAAAGUGUGUGCAAAAUAUAAUAAAAAGGUAAUUACUUGUAAUGUUAGUAAUGCUAUAGGGUAUUUAAAUGUGAAGAUAGGAAAACAUAUAUAUAUGGAAAAAAAAAAAAAAAAUAAAUUUAAUAUAAGUUGUGAUGAUAAUAAGUAUUCCUUUUCUUAUUAUUAUAACAUAGCUUUAUCAUUAUAUGAUGAUUUAAAAAAAUAUAUAAACAAUGUAGAUUAUUCAAAUUUUCAAACUAAUGGGGAAUUGAAUAAAAUAAUAUUUUUAGUUAAAAUUUAUCAUGAUUUCCCUUGUGGAAUAAAUGAAACACAAAAAUGUCAAAAAAUAUUAAAAUUUGUUAAGGACAAAAUAAAAUUAACAAAUAUAAAUUUUGAUAACUUGGACAAAGUGGACAAUUUUAUUUAUUUAUCGGAUAUAAAAAAAAGAAUAAAAUUGAUUUUGCAAAAUAAUAAUUAUAUUACUAAAGAAGUGUGUAAUCAUAUAUAUAUUUUUUUAAUUGUCUAUAAAAGUUUUAUAAAAAAAAAAAAUUAUAUGCCAUAUUUAUAUAAUGACAACGACUAUGACACUAAAAAUGCAGAAAUAUUUCGAGGGAUAGACGAUAUUAAAAUUCUUUUAAAAAAAAGAAAAUGUGAAGAUGAAAAAGAGCUAAAAUUGUUAAUUAUGAAAAAAAAAAAAAAAUAUAACUUUAAAAAAAAUUUUGAAAUUUCUCAUUUUGUCUAUUUGUUCUCAAAUUUUUUUUAUAUAAAUUUUAUUGAUAAUGAAGAAAUAAACAAUGAAAAAGAAAUAUUAAUGGAAAAUUUUUUGUAUUUUUGUUAUUUAUAUGAUACAUCCUCUAAUAUUUCUUAUAAAAAUAAUAUUAGUUUAAAUUAUAAUGAGAAAUAUUCUUUCCCUAGUCCCUCAUAUAGUAUGAAGGAUGAAAGGCAUUUGAUAAGUAAUGAAUUGGUACUUUGUAAUGAUAAAAAAAAUUUGUUGAAUUUUAGAAAGCAUAUAUGUUUUAAUAAUAUUAAAAAAAAAAAAGAAAUAAUAAAACAAAACUGUAGUUAUAAUAAAAAAUAUAUUCCAUUUUUUUUUAAAAUAAAUGAUGAAAAAUUGCAAAAUUUGUCUUAUGUUGAUGUCAAUAUAAAUAUAUUAUUAGAAAAAAUACAAAUUGGUAAUAAAUUAUUUGAAGAUCUUAAUAACCUUAAACACACUUGUUCAAAUUAUGUAAUUAUAGUUAUUUCAGGAUUAAUAACACAAGAAGUUAUAAAAAUAUGUUCAUUUUAUUUAAAGCCACAUGUAAAUUACUAUUUUUUUAAGUCAGGUUAUUUAUGA
Molecule: messenger RNA, 1710 nt
Organism: Plasmodium berghei ANKA
Lineage: Eukaryota; Apicomplexa; Aconoidasida; Haemosporida; Plasmodiidae
Product: ubiquitin-activating enzyme E1, putative
Exons: 1
Coding region: 1-1710 (569 amino acids)
Biological process (GO): protein sumoylation
Cellular component (GO): cytoplasm; SUMO activating enzyme complex
Molecular function (GO): SUMO activating enzyme activity
Source: RefSeq, a predicted model, not a curated record